Molecule: messenger RNA, 876 nt
Organism: Caenorhabditis remanei
Lineage: Eukaryota; Metazoa; Nematoda; Chromadorea; Rhabditida; Rhabditidae
Exons: 7
Coding region: 1-876 (291 amino acids)
Source: RefSeq, a predicted model, not a curated record
AUGGCGCGUAAUGCGAGAACACAACCAUGCCCUACUCCAGUUCCUGCUCCAACUGUGGCCCAGAUUCCAUCUAUUCGAAUUGAAAGGACUAAAGACCGAGAUGAGAUAUCAGAGGAGAUUUUGUCCGCACCCAAGCCUACACCACCACCAAGAACUGUAACUUAUGGGAAUACAUUGAUGCCUUCAUCAAGCAGAACUCCACGACAACCAAGACAGACUUCUUUGAGAUCACAUGCAAAUGGAAAUGAAAACGGAAAUGGAGUAAUGAAAACACCACAAAGAGAAACUGUUGUGAGUCUUGGAUUCACUGAAGACCCAAUUCCACCUAGUCAUUACUGCUGCAACACUUGUCAUAUUCGAAAAGCCUGCCGAACAGUUGCAAUAUUUGCCAUAAUAGGAUUCAUCAUCAAUAUUGUCUUAUACUUCAUGGGAAUAUCUAAACUCGGUCUUAAUGGAUAUCUCGAAGCGUUCCUACUUAUUUUUGACGGUAUCUCUCUGGUUACUUUGCUUUGUGGUGUCUCAAAACAACGCUCAGGACUACUGAAACCCUACUUGUUCUACAACACAAUCUGGAAUUUUGGUAUGGUCAUCUUGUUCCUGGUUUUCGUGUACCAUAUGCUGAAAGGAACAAGUGAUGUUUCCAGGAAUAUUUUGGAAAAUGUCAAAGCACUUCGCACAAACCCUGAUGAGUACCAUUUCCGAUCGAGAGAAAGUUUCACAACUGCGGUUCUGGUUACUCUGGGUGUGAUGGCUGCUAUGGCUUUAGUCAUCAUCAUCAAUUGCAUAUUCCUGCAUGUGGUAUUCCGCACGUUCCAAUUUUUUGCUUAUCAAGAAGAUAAGAGAAGAGAAGAGAUGGAUAAAAAAGAACGACUAUGA